This is a messenger RNA of Neolamprologus brichardi, 2457 nucleotides long. It is a transcript of the gene gng12b, whose product is annotated as guanine nucleotide binding protein (G protein), gamma 12b. Gene Ontology annotation, cellular component: heterotrimeric G-protein complex. NCBI's taxonomy places the organism in Eukaryota, Metazoa, Chordata, Actinopteri, Cichliformes, Cichlidae. The record is from RefSeq and is a predicted model, not a curated record. Gene Ontology annotation, biological process: G protein-coupled receptor signaling pathway. Gene Ontology annotation, molecular function: G-protein beta-subunit binding.
CUGAGCGCGUCUCCCGUCACUGCGCUUUCACCUCCACACGGCUGAAUGUUUGUUUAAUCCGAGCUGAAACUUUUCAGUCGACAUUUUUGUCGAGUUGCGGGAGCUUCGUGUGGGAUUAUUUCAUGGCUCGACUUUGAAACCACCACCCCCAAACAAACAAAACAACCACAUAAAAAACAAAAACAAAACAAAGGAACAAACCCGGCUUUGGAUCCGAGAGGCCAGAUUUAUGCUGCCCACUCAGACAGAAACACCAAGUACAUGCUCCCUGAGAACAUUUCGCACACAGGUUUAAGCACAGCUGUCUAAAAACUGCAAUGUCAUCAAAAAUGCAGAGCUCCAGUAGCAUAGUUCAGGCCAGACGGACGGUGCAGCAGCUGAGGAUAGAAGCCAGCAUCGAGAGGAUAAAGGUGUCCAAGGCUUCAUCGGAGCUGAUGCGCUACUGUGGAGAGCACGCCAAGAAUGACCCGCUGCUAAUGGGUAUCCCUGCUUCAGAAAACCCUUUCAAGGACAAGAAGCCUUGCACAGUUUUGUAGGGAAACACCUGAACUCUUGCUUUUGAUGCUAAAUCCUAUGUGUAAAAGCUCUGCUCACAACUUGCCUUAAGGCCAGUACACCCCUUAACUUUUUCACAUGCCUGCUUGAGUUUGAUAAGGAAUGUAGUCCUCUCUGCCUUUUAGUCAAAUAGCUGUGACACCAAAGAACGGGCAGAAGGCUGAAGCCGUUGCCUCUGAUCAAAGCUGCGGCUCUAACAAAGAUGAUUAAAAGUGGUGGCUUUUGUUUGUCUGCACUGUAAUCUGACAGGAUCUGGAAGGCCACAGACCAGCCUGAAAGGAGCUGAGAGUUGAUGACUGUAAUUAUGACAGCACGUAUAAACAAGCCCCCUUCAAGUCAUUGGUCUAAUCAGAUUUAGGCUUUGGGUUUUCACUUCUCGCUUUCAUCAGGAAACGGUUUGUAUUCUGUUCAGAAUGUGACAAUUAACAAGAUAAUGAUAUCCUGUCAGAUGAGUUAACUGUCCAAACUCGAAUGGACCUGCAUUUCCGGGAUAAACAGAAAGGGAGGUCCAUAACCACUGAUGUACUUUUUAUUGUCACGCAUUUUGACUCAGAAGAAAUGGUCUAAAAUCAUCAAAGGAGACCCAUUAUGAUCACUUCCAGCUCCGCAUUUUAUCCUUAGACUCUACUACAGUAGUUUUAUAUGAUUUUACAAUUUAAAAUAUUCCUUGGUUUUUGUGCAUUCUACUUUACUUCCUAUUCCCCUCCUCUUAUGUCACGUUUAAUCUGAUUGGCUGCCUCUCACAAGUAGGUGGGGCUUCUGCACCAUACCUUAUUGCCCAAGAUGGGGGGGACUGCCUGAAGCUGGGCUUAGAGCAGUCUGAAGGCUGAGCUUUUAGAUCAUAGGGAUUACUCGAUCAUACGUGUCUCUUAUAUCUAACCUUAUAUAACCUUUCCAGAGAUGCAAAGAGUUUGUUCAAAUAUAAUUCAGAUUUUGAUUUUUUUAGACAUUUAAAAAAAAUGAUGUGGUGCACUUGUACAGUGCAGUGCCAAUAUUUCAGGAUGAAUUGAUGCUUAAUUUUGCUGUAAGCGUGCUGUUUUUGCAACUUUGGUUGUAUUCAGCGGAGAGCGGUAAAAGAACACGAACAUGAUAUCUGUAAGUCUUACAAUGCAAGUACUUGGAGGAUGACACUCUUAGAUGGAGUAAACCUUAACCUUGCCAUGAAGCCGUUACUGUAGAAGACAAAUAUUUACAGUAAUCAGACUCGUCAGAUCUAGUUUCGCUGCUUCUGUCUGCAGACCUGAGGCUUCUUGUUUGUACACUUCAGGCACUGUGAAACCGAUGAACACCAAAUGACUGUUAUGAGUUUGAAACAUUUCAUGUUUACAGCUCAAACUUCCUUUGAUUAUAUCAUGUUGACAUAGCUGUAACUUUAUGUCAUUUGUGAGCUAUACUCUUGCUAAAACAUGAGCAACUACUUUUGUAAUUUUACCGGCCAGGGCCUUAAUAAUGAAGUUAAUCCUACUUUAACCUCUUGACUACCUUUAAGUCACAUAAGUGCUGUUGUCUAAAACUGUGAAUUAUAAGAUUCUUUAGGUGAAACAAGAGAUAUAUGGGGUAUAUCUUACUAAAGGCUUGUAACACUGUGCCCAUGUACCAGAGUAUGUGCUUGCUUGUAAAUGUUCUUUUCAGGUUUCAGUCAAACCUUAACAUUUGACUUUCUAUUUUGUUUCACGAUUUCAAUGUUUGGGAUUAAAAAAUGUUACGUGUUGUUGUGUUAACGAUACAUCUGGUUGAUUUUGAUCAGUCUGUAUGGAUUUAUGUUUUUAUUGAUGAAAGUCUGUGGUUUCUCACACGUGGUGUCAAAAACAGCUUACUGUCAUAUUCAAACCUUUGCCUGUUGUUGCAUAUAUUCAAUGCAAAUAAAUAUGGAAAACAAGUUAAAUUAUUCAACUAAAUUUA